CUGUGAUCUCGCCCUCCUUCCAACAACUCCGGCGAUUGUGCGAAAUGCGCGACAAGAACAGACGAGUGUUUGAUUAUCACUCCGUCGACAGGAGAGAAACCCCAUUGCAGAGGUCCCCAAUUCCCCAUCGGAACCACGUGUGCUCCACGUCAAGACUUCAGCUGCCCAGCAGCGCUGCUACCUCGCGGAAAUUGCCUCCUGCUUUCCUUCCACGAUUUGGUUCUCGUGUGGCACCAAGUGACUUUACCUAGGCUGUUGAUGAAAUGCAAGCUUUACGUGUAGGCCUCAAGGCCAUGAAAACGCGGAUUGAAAGGAGCCGUUCACGACUCUGCUCCAAAUGCAAGGCUAUCUUUGAUAACUGGUGGGACCGAGAUGACCGGACAAACUGGAGAGUGUUAUACAUGUCAUCAACUAGGCCUGGACGUCAGCAUCACAAUAUCGUGAGACUCCAGCGUUCAGCUAGCAAAGGUUGUCCUGUUUGCGUCCUGCUGUUGCGUGGAUUGGAUGGCGAGGCUAUUCAGCAACUGAUGCAGGAGGAUCGCAAUCGUAGGAGCUUGGUCCAUAUUGCAUUGGCGCUGGUUGAGAUUCCGGACCUUUAUCUAAUAAGGGUUCUGUUUCAUCCCGGAACCAGUCCAGCUUGGGAAGUGGCAAUUAAUGCUUACCCCUCAGUCGGCAAUAGCACAAAGGUCGGAAAAAUCCAAAGCAGGGCGGAUUGCGAGGCAAAUUGGAAUCUUGUUAGAAAAUGGCUGAGGGUCUGUCAAGAUACCCACCCCAAGUGUUCGCAGGACUCUUCCAGUCGACAACUCCCUACACGCCUUAUAGAUGUCGGCACUAGCGACAUGGAUCUCAAGCUUUGUCUAACGGAGUCUCUGCCUCGAGACACACAGUAUUUAACUUUGAGCCAUUGCUGGGGUGGGAAAGUGUUUACUAUGCUUACACGAAGCAACUUUCAAGAGUUUCUCACCCAGAUCCUAACUAGGGAUCUCAGCAAGACAUUUAAAGAUGCGAUUGUGGUUACUCGGAGCCUCGGAUUCAAAUAUUUGUGGAUUGAUUCAUUAUGUAUAAUACAGGGCGAUGAGCCUGACUGGCAACGUGAAUCAUCCAGGAUGGGCGCUGUCUAUACAAACUCAGCACUUAACAUCGCAGCCGCGGCUGCACCAAACGGCGAUUUGGGAUGCUUUUCAACUAGACGGCUGGACCAGAUGCAUGGCUGCAAAGUAGCGAUGCGCACAAGGCGAGAUUCAUCUCACACGACUGCGUGGGACUGCUCAGUGUUGGUUGGUUCAGAGAACGAGAACGCCCUUAACUCUCGAGCUUGGGUAUACCAAGAAAUCUUUCUCGCUCCAAGGACGUUAUCUUUCACAGCUCAUGAAUUAUUUUGGGAGUGCAUAUCGUCAAUGGCAUGCGAAACAUUUCCGGAUUCUUAUAACUAUGGAGCGAUUACAAGGCCAUCAGUGGCAAGCGGCAAGAGGUGGAACGAUCCGACGGGAGAUAUUUCGGACAAAUGGUCCCAAAUUGUGAACAACUAUUCUGGUAAGGUUGUUACCUUUGAAAGAGACAGACUUAUAGCGCUCUCUGGUGUGGCACGUCUAUUUGCUGCUCGAUUUGGAACAACCUAUCUAGCUGGGAUGUGGAAAGAAGACUUGGUCAAACAACUAGCUUGGAGUACUGUGAAGCCCUCCGGAGACACCACCGAAAGCUCUAUUCCGUCGUGGUCGUGGGCAUCUAUUAAUACGGUGGUCCUUAUGAAAUGCGACGUUGAUAUAUUGCCCGGUUUUAUCCCACAGGUCUCGAUUCUUGAAGCUAACACGGCAGUGUCAAAUGACCCCUUUGGCGAUGUUAUGGGCGGAACAAUACGCAUGAAAUGUCGUGUUCCUCGUAUUGCUACUCUGAUGACGCAAUACGAGCGUCAGAAGGUUAAUAUCAGCUCCGGCAGUCGUCAAUUUAGAGCUGAGAUAUGUCCUGACACCACGCCAUAUUCCAUUAAUGACGAACUUCAGCUUUUGGCUCUUCUUCGCGGCACUAAUUGGGAGGGCAAAGAAACGGUCUGUGGACUGGUGAUUGAGCCUGUAAAGAUGGCAACUUACCGGCGCACCGGAUAUUUCGAGGUUACUGGGGAUUAUCUCCAGGGAUUCAUGGCUACAUGGGAUAAAGGGACUGCUGGGGACGAGCACUUCAGCAGUAUUAAUGAGGGUUUGGGAUCCAAUGAGGAAGGAGAUAAUAUGUGCGUCCUUGCCUUAAUAUAAAUAUACUUUUCUAUUUAUUAAAAUAUAAAUCGC
Messenger RNA from Hyaloscypha bicolor E, 2279 nucleotides. RefSeq names its product HET-domain-containing protein. The record is from RefSeq and is a predicted model, not a curated record. The coding region runs from base 264 to 2246 and encodes 660 amino acids. NCBI's taxonomy places the organism in Eukaryota, Fungi, Ascomycota, Leotiomycetes, Helotiales, Hyaloscyphaceae. The transcript is spliced from 2 exons.